Naegleria lovaniensis is the source of this 678-nucleotide messenger RNA. RefSeq lists its product as uncharacterized. Gene Ontology annotation, molecular function: GDP binding; GTP binding; GTPase activity. Gene Ontology annotation, cellular component: plasma membrane. Gene Ontology annotation, biological process: signal transduction. Lineage: Eukaryota; Heterolobosea; Eutetramitea; Acrasida; Naegleriidae. The transcript has 3 exons. The record is from RefSeq and is a predicted model, not a curated record. The coding region runs from base 1 to 678 and encodes 225 amino acids.
AUGUCGAAAUAUAAAAUCAUCGUAGUAGGCAGUGGAUCCGUGGGUAAAAGCGCCCUUACAAUGAGGUACAUUCACCAAAAAUUCGUGGAAAGAUAUGAUCCCACAGUGGAAGAUAGCUACAUGAGACAAGUAGAAAUUGACGGUUCCGCAGUAAUGUUGGAAAUUAUUGAUACCGCUGGACAAGAGGAAUAUCGUUCUCUUACAGGAAUGUACAUGGAAAAGGGACACGGAUUUGUGAUUGUGUACAGUAUGACCGACAUUGAAACAUUCCAUGAAACAGCCAAGUACUAUGAAGAAAUUCUAAAAGCGAAAGAUGAAAAAGAAGGAGCCAAAAUCCCAAUCAUUCUUGUCGGUAACAAGAUUGACUUGGAAGACCAAAGAAGUGUAACCAAAGAAGAAGGAGAAAAUCAAUCCAAGAAGUUUGGAGAUUUCUGCAAGUGGAUUGAGACCUCUGCAAAAACAGGAGAGAAUGUGGACUCUGUGUUUGAGGAAUUGGUAAGAAUGAUUAAUACAGCAGAAGGAGGUGAAGAAGAGGAAGUUGAAGAAGCUGCAGCAGAAGGUGCACAAUCAAAGCCUUCUGCAGGUACAGCUGCUUCCGAUCCAGCUCAACCAGGCUCUUCCGAAGUCAAACCAGCCACAAAACCAAAGAGGCAAAAGAAAAAGUGCAUCAUCUUGUAA